CACAGCCUCAGGUCCAGGCUACAGCAGUACCGUAUGUGGAGAGAGAGACCUGGACCAGACAGAUGGACUUCAUCAUGUCCUGUGUGGGCUUCGCUGUGGGGCUGGGCAAUGUGUGGCGCUUCCCUUACCUCUGCUACAAGAACGGUGGAGGCGUGUUCCUGAUCCCCUACAUGAUUAUUGUGUUCAUCGGAGGUAUUCCCGUGUUCUUCCUGGAAAUCGCUCUUGGUCAGUUCAUGAAGCAAGGCGGGGUCUCUGCAUGGAACAUUGCCCCUCUCUUUAAAGGUCUUGGCCUGGCCUCCAUGGUAAUAGUGUUCUUCUGUAACACCUACUACAUCAUGAUCCUGGUGUGGGGCCUGUACUUCCUGCUUCACUCCUUCACCAACCCGUUACCCUGGGCUACCUGCGGGCACCCCUGGAACACAAUCAACUGCACUGAAAACUUCCGCCGGGCUUGCCACAACCGCAGCGCCCUGCCUCUCCUCUCCUCCACCCCCGAUCCCUCUAUCCCCAUCUCCCUCCUCUCGUCGGUGGUAUCCUCCCCACUCAACCUCUCAUCCUCUACUCUGCUCCUCUUCAACGGCAGCUGCGUGGAACCAGAGGGCAUGCGCUCGCCAGUCAUUGAGUUCUGGGAGCGUAAGGUGCUCCGUCUCUCUGGUGGUCUGGAUGAGCCUGGUGACAUCAGCUCUCACAUGGUCCUCUGUCUGAUCGCCACCUGGGUUAUUGUUUACUUCUGCAUCUGGAAGGGAGUCAAAGGCACAGGCAAGGUAGUGUACUUCACAGCUCUGUUCCCUUACCUGGUCCUGGUGGUUCUGUUGGCCCAUGGUGUAACCUUACCUGGAGCGCUGGAUGGGAUUGUGUACUACCUGAAACCAGACUGGUCCAAACUCUGGGAAGCCCAGGUGUGGAUCGAUGCUGGCACUCAGAUCUUCUUCUCCUAUGCCAUUGGUCUGGGUGCUUUAACUGCCCUGGGCAGCUACAACCGCUUCCACAACAACUGCUACCAAGAUGCGUUUGUUCUAGCCAUGAUCAACAGUGGGACCAGUUUCUUUGCAGGGUUUGUGGUGUUCUCAGUGCUGGGCUUCAUGGCUGCAGAGCAGGGGGUCGACAUCAGCAAGGUGGCCGAGAGUGGUCCAGGCCUGGCGUUCAUAGCCUAUCCCAAGGCUGUUACUCUGAUGCCUAUGGCUCCAGUCUGGGCAGCGCUCUUCUUCUUCAUGCUGUUGGUACUGGGCCUGGAUAGCCAGUUUGUUGGGGUGGAGGGCUUCGUCACGGGGGUCAUGGACAUGCUACCGCCCAAAUCUAUGGCGGGCUCGCUGCGUCGCGAGGUUGUCGUGGCGAUAUGCUGCAUCACCUGCUUUUUCAUCGACCUCUCCAUGGUAACAGAGGGAGGGAUGUAUGUGUUCCAGCUGUUUGACUACUACUCUGCCAGUGGGAUCACACUGCUCUGGCAGGCCUUCUGGGAGUGUGUGGUGGUGGCCUGGGUCUAUGGUGCAGAUCGUUUCAUGGAUGAUGUGGCUCGUAUGAUUGGCUACCGGCCGAUGCCCUACAUGAAGUGGUGCUGGUCCUACAUCACGCCCCUUGUUUGUGUGGGAGUGUUCCUGUUCCACGUGGUGAACUACAAGCCCCUGACCUAUAACUCAAUGUAUACCUACCCCUUGUGGGGGGAGGCGCUGGGCUGGUGUCUGGCCCUCUCCUCAAUGCUCUGCAUCCCCAUCACGGUCCUCUACAAACUACUGCGCUGCAAAGGAUCCUUCACAGAGCGUUGGCAGCACCUGACCACUCCGGUGUGGGGUCGACAUCACAUGGAGUACUUGGCUCCUGAGUCUGAGGCCAAACUGCUGCCCCCUAAUGGCCAGACCAAAAACACUUUGCUGUUUGAGAGUGUCAUCUGACCAUCUGAGCCCCACAGAAUCCACCCCCUCGUUUCCCACUCAGAACCCUCCGUCCCAAACACACACUCACACAAACACACAUAGAUACAUACACACACCCUGCCUUGGCCCAGCCAUAAAUGCACAGGAAGGCCACUCUGAAGCCGAUUAAACACACACACUGAACAGCCCUGGACCAAUGGACCAAAGAAAAGAUGGGACAAGAGCUCAAAUACACAAUCAAUACAGGCUGACAUUCUUUCUGUUUUCCUCUACCUCUCUCUCUCUCUCUCUCUCUCUCUCCGUCUUCUGCUCUGUGCCUCACUGCUGUCCUUUCCUGUCUCGUCCUGUGAUUGUGUUGUGAUGUCGAAUGCAGCUGCGAUAUCUUGCCCCCCCCAUCCCAUCUCCACUGUGUCUCUCCCUCUCCUCCCUGUGUAAUGGAUUCUGUGGGGCGGUUCAGUGCUGCUGACCCAGUCUGUAGUAACCCAACAUACCCUGUUGAUGGUGCUGAAUGAGUAUUACUGAUCCCAAGCUGGUAAACACUUAUCUGUCUACUGUAGAUCUGACCGUGUGUGUGUGUGUGUGUGUGUGUGUGUGUGUGUGUGUGUGUGUGUGUGUGUGUGUGUGUGUGUGUGAGAGACUAAAGGAGAGAGGUACUGUGCUCUAUGUUAUCUGUGUUCGUCUUUGACUCUGAGCUCAACCUGUCACCCGACCACUAUUUUCUAUCCUCCCUCAUCAGUCAAACUGUUAAGAAACUUCCCUCUGUAAAUUACAAAAACAGCUAAGCACCACCACUUCCAGUGUAACUAACUAACUUACUAACUUAAGUGUCUUGAGUAUUGUGUGAGUCUGUGAAUCAGUGUUAAUAUUGGGGAGGGGAUUGUAAUCAGCAUUUCCACCUUGUGAGAGAGAGAGAGAAGCCUACUGAUUUAGAAAGAGAGAGAGGGAGAGGGAGAGAGAGAGAAGCCUACUGA
Messenger RNA from Salvelinus namaycush (lake trout), 2842 nucleotides. Its product is annotated as sodium- and chloride-dependent creatine transporter 1. Gene Ontology annotation, biological process: sodium ion transmembrane transport. Gene Ontology annotation, cellular component: membrane. The transcript is spliced from 13 exons. Bases 63 to 1889 code for a protein of 608 amino acids. NCBI's taxonomy places the organism in Eukaryota, Metazoa, Chordata, Actinopteri, Salmoniformes, Salmonidae. The record is from RefSeq and is a predicted model, not a curated record.